Molecule: messenger RNA, 2991 nt
Organism: Durusdinium trenchii
Lineage: Eukaryota; Dinophyceae; Suessiales; Symbiodiniaceae
Source: the annotation of a GenBank genome assembly
AUUUUGUGAUGCCCGAUCCCGGGCCACAUGUGAAAUAAUGACGAAUAUAUGUCAUGAGAAAACCGGAGGAACAUAUCAGAUUUGACACGCUGUGCUACUGUUGCAUUCACAGGCGGUGGGGACAGGGAAAACGGCGCGCCCAAGCAAGACACACAGACCUGAGGACAAGGCCUGGACAAGCCCGACAAGGGGGGAAAAGAAAGGGCCCACGGCGCGGCCAAACAUGGACACACAGAGCCCGAGAAGGUGGAGGAGUUUGUGAUGGAUGGCCCCGAGAUUCCUUCGGAAACGGAGACGGAUUUCAGUGGCCUGGGAGAGGCAAAUGACCAACUCCCGCAACUCGGCCGCGCACAGUUCCGGCUGGAAGAAUUGAUGGAAGCACACACCAAUAGGGCUAUGGGGAUUAUGGGAUCCUUUGUUCUGGCCUUUAGCCAGAUCAGUGUCAUCCCUGAAGACUUUCUCUUGUUGGCUUCCUGGCUCACUUUGACCUACCCCUUAGAGAUCCACUGGCACACCUGCGUGACACCAACGCAGAGAUGGACUCCUGCACCCGACCAGUCGGGUGGGUCUUCGGGCGGCAACUGCGACAACAUCCAGGGCAGUCAGGAUCAAGUCAUGACGGUCUACCAUCAGACGGGCUGUGACAUAGGGCCUUUGAUUCUGAAGGAAGGCUUUCACUUGGGCAAAGUGGGCUGGUGUGGUGGAGGCGUCUACUUCGCCAUGAGCCCUAAGGCCACCGUGACCAAAGCGCCCUUCGGCGGAGUCGCCUGGGAAACCGACCGAAGCACCUCAAUGCCGGCUCAGUCCAUGGGCAAGGCACGCGAGGGCGGCAGGUCUUCCUAUGACGGUGAGGAUGGCGAUGAGCUGAUCGUUUACUGCGCCUCCCAGGCACAGCCGGCGAAAGUGGUUCAGUGGUUCCAGAACUGUCCAGGUAGCGAAAGUGUGAUUUUUUGCUUGGACAAUCCGGAGUGGAUUCCGAAAGACGGUGGGUUCGAGGAUACUGGCCGCUGGGUGACACGGGUGGAUGGAACUCAGAGAAAACGCGAGGUUUGGACGUGCUACCGGAAAUCCAGCCGCUGGCUGAAGGGAGAGGCCCUCCGGAAACUGGAGCGGAACUUCACAGCGACGAGCACGCCUGUGCGAUUCCCGCCGUGCUCGGUGCGCGGAGAGUGCGUUUGCGUGAUGGCGGAGAUCAUGGAGAUGAAGGUCAGCACCAAGAAGGAUUUGGGCUUCUUCCUCCGCGCUGCGCGCGUCUUUCUUCAGGGCGCUGAUGCCAAGGAGGACCUGCCGGCUAGAAAGCCAGUGGAUGAGCUCCAGGUCUCGGGCCUCGGAGAAGCCAUCAAGGUGGCCGUGAACCUGUCAACUCGCUUGGAAGACGAAGGGAUUGCCAAUAUCGAAUCCGUCUCAACCCACUACAAAGAGGUGGACAGCUACGGCGCUGCCCCGCAGAUCCUCAUCCGGCUCAGGCGCCGCAUUGUCCCGGUGGACCUGCAAGCGCCCGUAGGUGGAUUGUCCCUGGUGACUUGGAAUUUGGCGGCCAUCAACAACAAUCCGUUUGAGUUUUGGAUUAGCCACUCCGAUGAAGCCUAUGCAAAGCUCAUGGACCAGGUUGAGGCCUUUAUCGAUGAUCCCAAGGAGAAAGAUGUGCCCGUGGCCUCCGUCUUCACUGAAGAUCUCUUUAAGGAGCUCCAGGAGCAGAUGAAGGCUUUGGAGUGGCAGGGACUUGAGAAGGUGGAAGAGAUUUGGCGCAGCGACCUGCAGCAGCGCAAGAUCAUCUCCGGGGUCCUCAAGGAUAAAGACCUUGGAGCUAAACGCCUCAUGUCCAUGCCAGAUCGCUUUACCAACACCGUAAACUUGGCCUCAGGCACAAUGGCCUUCAGACCGACGGUGAUCAACCAUAGCUCCAACAAGUUAGCCUCGGUGGCUGAAUGGUGGCCCCAGUGGCGAGACUUUAUGUUUAAGGAGGAGCUUGAGUUGAAGACUGGCAAGAACGGAGACACAAAGAGGAUCCGGCCUUGCCAGAUGUUAACCACCAUCAAGAAGGCCAAAUACCCGGCCAUCACAGACGAGGAAGAGGCCGUGUCCAUCCCUUUGCAAUGUCUUUGCUUGGCGAUCUUCGAUGCCGUACUGGUGCACAUGCUCCAGGUGCUUUCUCCUGAUGGUCACUGGCAAGACAUCAAGUCCUCCAUUUGUGAGGCGACCUUUAGAAAGAAGAACCAACUGACCUGCAGGAUACUCGAAAGUUAUAGUGCAGCCUCUGUGAUUUGCCUCCAAGAAGCUUCGGCUGCCUUCCUGUACCGGCUCCGGCACAGCCACAUGGCACUCACCCACCAUGUGGUGGCGCCCAGCAAGAUAGAUGAGCAGCGGGAUCAAAAUUCUGCUAUCCUAUUGCGAAAGGAUGCAUUUCCCGAUGGCUCUGAAGAGGAACUCACAGAUGAGGUGAUUGGCGCCCUGCAGGGCACUGCCCUUGAGGCGGGUGACCUCAUCGCGCUCCGCGCGUGCCAUGCGCCCUCGGGGCAGAGUUUUCUCAUUGCCUCCUUCCAUGGAGACACCAAUGGCCAGGCCACGGCGCCGUUGCUCAGGGCGUUGAAGCAAGUGGCCAAGGGAGAGAUGCUGGUUGGAAUGGAUGCAAAUACCUACCUUCACGGGAGCUCCACCUUCUAUGGUGUCAAGGAGUUCUUGGAUGAGUGCAAAGGUUUGGGCUAUCGAAGUUGCUUCGAGGGAGACAUGGCCAAGUGCUUGACCACGUGCAAUGCUCGGACCUUCUUGCAGCCGCAGUUGAACAAGGCCUGCCGUAGCAGUAUGAAGCUGGAGAAGGGGGAUGUGAACCCUAAGGAUCACAUCAUUUUUGCGCUCGCGAGCUUCGAAGUACUGCAGACGGUGAAGGACAACACUGGCAAGGGGGAGUACAUCGAGGGCGCGUGUUUCCCAUCGCUGAGUUUCCCAUCCGAUCAUGGGCUGGUCUCGGUGGUUCUAAAGCCCAAGAGCUGA